AUGAAUGAAGAGAAGGAUAAGAAUAUAGACGAAGAUAUAGAGGAAGAAUCUGAGGUUGAGGAAGUAGAAUUAAGUGGAAGUGACGCUUCUGGGAGCGAUGAUGAAGAGGAUGUCGAUGAGGCGGAAGGCGAAAGUAGCGAUUCUUCGGAUGAGGAUGAGGAAGAAAAUGAAAGUGAUGGUACCACUGAAUCGGAUACUGAUGAUUCGGUUUGGAGCGAAUUUGAAGGAGGAAAGGAAGAAACGCAAGAAGCUUAUGAAGCAAUCGCUUUGCAAAUGUUUCAAGAAGGUCUCCAUUACGUUGUGAACAAUAAACCUAUUCGAGCCAAGAAAAUUUUCAAUGAGCUCCUAAGAAAUCCUCUAGUUUCCGUUCAGGAAAAAAACACAGAAACAUUUGAAGCCGAAGAUGACAGAGUGUCUAAGAUGACAAGAAUAUUUGUUGGAGUACAUAAGAAUUUGGCAGUUUUGGAAAAUGACACAGAAAAAGCAAUUCAUCACUACAUUGAGGUAUUAUCAGUUACUCCAAACAAUCCGAGCAUAUGGCGAGACCUAGCAGUACUUCUGAUUCAACUAGGAAAUCUAGACUUCGCUUUGUAUGCUGUGGAGAGAGCAUCCGGAGAAGAUGUGUUCGAAAUGCGUUUAUCAAUUCUUUUUUUAGCCCGACAGUUUCAUGCUUGCCUCGAAAUGAUAAAGGAAGCGUCUGAUGCCGAUACCAUGAACAAUUUGAUGACAUACAUUAAAGAAAAAAUUCGUGGUAUCAGCGAGCAUUACAGAGAGGUUUGCGAUGAUCUUUUUGGAGAAAAUAGGCGGUAUCAAGCCAGCACUAGUCUUAGUACGGAAAUUCAAUUAGAGUUACAAAAAAGAAUUGAAACAGCACAAAGCAAAGUUGAUAGCGUUCUUGAUUUUGAAAUCCCAAUAGAGUCUUAUGAAGUCAUUGAGAUAGAUAUAGAAGCCGAGUAUGACCUUCCACAUAUUUUAACAAUUUUCUGUGAUUUGUUCGAUAGAAUAGAAUCGUACACUUCACCUUCUCUUCAAACCAUCACCUUCCGAUCUUGGGGUGAGAGGUUAUAUUACAUUGAAGCUGAAAGAGCUAUAAAUGAUAUACAAACUAUCAUCGAAGUGGUUGAUGACAUGAUCAAAAAGAUAGAGUCUCCUACUUUUGCACUUAUGAAGGCAGAGGAAAAGCAAGCGAAAGCCCCUGCUUCAGUCAACAACGGGAUGUUUGUGAGAAGGUCCGUUCGUAAAGUUGAAACUUUCGAUGUUACUGAACCCGAUGAAAGUGAAGAUGAAAACCUCCCCAAUAAGCUUGCUGAUCAUCUAGACGUGAAAAUGCAAUCGAAAAUCCUUGGGUUCAGAACGACAAACUCUAGAACUCGUUCACCCUCCCCAAUUAUGGAUUGCAAAUCAUUUGAUGCGGAUGCUUUCGCAGAUUCCCUGAAACAAACUUUGUUUUCUGGCACCUGGACGAUAUGUGAAAUACUGGAAUGUGUUCUCUUAGAGUUAACAAAGCACACUCCAGCAAAAGGGAAUAUACCGAAAUGUUUAUAUGAGCCUAUCGCACAAAUAUAUCGAAGAAUGCAUUUCAUCAGAAGUAAUAUGGAGGGUAAAAAAUGGAUCGCUCUUCACAUGCUUAUGUUCGAAAUAGGUGAGUAUCGUGGGCAGGACUACUGUGUCAGACACCAUUUCAAAAACGGAUGGGAAAAAGUACAUCUCGCUGUUAGAUUUGCAUGGAAUUUCGUGUCUGUUAUAACGAACGAAAAGACACAGUUAAAGUAUCUGCUUGAAGCAAAAAACUGUUUAGAUGAAAACAGCCAAAUAUUGACAGCAUCAGGAAUUCUGUACAAAGAUGAUUUCACUCGGAAGUUGGAUGCUAUCGAGAAAGUUGAUCGUGUAAAAUCCAUUGAAGAGCUGCGGGCAGCCAAUCUACAUGAGCAGGUUGUGAGCAUAAUAUCGAAAGAUAUAGAUUUCAAUGUUGUGAGUGAAGAGGAAAUGGAUAUUAUUCUGUCAUAUUGGCUGGAAGGUUUGAUAUUUGUGAAGAAUUUCGAGGAUGCAUGUAAAGUUAGUCUGAGAUAUCUUCAUCAUAUCUGUUCUGGGGAAGAAAAGUCGUUAACAAGAGCUUCCAGAGUCUUUGAGUUUAUUGAAAAAUUUGAUCUCAGUGGUGUUUCUAAUGAGACACUUAACUCUCUCGCGUUUUACUUUUGUCAAAUGCUUGUGGAAUUUUCGAAGUAUUGGCCGUUAUGGAGAGCUUUGCAUAAAACUGUGAAGGUUCUAGAUGGCGGAUUCAGUUUUUCCUACAUCAAUUCGUUGAACCCCGAUGUUGAUUUCAUGCCUUCAAGAGCUUUGGAUGUUUUAUCGAAAGCGCACGAAACUUUAGGAAGCGAAAGAGUAUGCGGAGAUCACAACGGAGCCUUUCUGGGUUAUUAUUUCGAAGAAUUGAAUGAGCUUGUUCGAAACGAAGAAAUCGUAAACCAUUUAUUACUUAAAGAAAACUUCUGGAUUUGGUCGAACAUCAACGAAGAAAUUGCUCAGUGCCUCCAAUGUGCUUUUGGCCGUUUUUGUAAGAAACGUAAAGCAGUAAGUGAUCACGAAUCAAGAGGCACGUUCAUGCCCAGUAAGAAGCAGGCCGACGUCAUUUUGAAUCUCGCCAUGCCCUUACCAAUGCCUAUGUUUGACGAUAAAGAAAGACUGGGGCAUGACAUAGUCGAGUUGUUGCAAUCAAAGUUCGCAAACCACAUAACUGUCAGUCAAGCGAGAAAUAAUUACAUUGAUACUUUCCGCUCAUGGUUGAAAACAACCUACAAUGGAUACAAUGUGAGAGAAGAACCUGAAUGGCCAGUCGCUCAAGAAUCUGAAUUACAAAGCCGGAUUUGGUUCGUGAUGGCUCUUCACAACUAUAGGCAGAAUAAUAAUGCAGAAACGAUAACGUACUGCUCCCUUUUUUUCACGAGUUCAGCAGUUAAAAUGACAAGCUCUUACAUGGUUUCUGCAUGGGCAAUGUUAGGACAUUUUUGUGUUUGUGACUUGUUCCAACUCAGUAAUGACGAAAUGAUAUACCAAUUGGAUUGGUUAACUAUGCCUUAUAGAUUUGCUAUUCAAAUGGAUGGAACAAUGGCCGUUCUACAUUUCCAACACGCCAAUUGUCUUUAUCAAGUAGCCACUCGUUUGGAACGGUUUCUGGACACUUUAGCAGAUGACGAUAUCCGGAAGAAACGAGUGCCUUAUGUGAGGAAACUCAGGUCAGAAUCUCUUCACCACUUCGAAGAAGCUCUAGCUUUGGCAAAGCCACCGAGUGGUAGUUUGGUUGAAGAGUUCCAUUGGCUCUGUUAUUUCUUCAUGGCGAAGUUGCAUGCUAAAGAGGAGACCUGCGAUGUUCUUAAAAUUGCUGAUUAUCUCUUCGAAGCAGCUUGUUCCUGUCAGCUAGGAGACUAUUAUUAUUACCCCCUGAAAAUCAACGUUAAAAAACAACAAAAUGUGGAACCAAUUGAACUUCAUUAUCAAGUUCAUUCGGUAGCUUUCAAAUACAUCUCAAACACCGAAGAUCCGCCAAUGGAAACUCUUGUCACAUUGAUCUCAUAUCUCCGUGCUUUCCAAAGACACAAGGUUGUUAAAAACAACUAUUCUCUGUUCUCUUGCCAUCCUGAAAUAGAAGAAGUUGGUCUCAAUUUGACUCUCCAAGUGGAGCAGAGUUUGAAGACGCAUGAGACUGAUAUUGAUGAAUUGAUGGAUGAUCUGGUCUCUAAAGCGUCUUUGAUUCAAGAAAUUUGGGAUAUGUGUUUAACAGGAUUCGAGAUUGUCUGUGAGAGGUUCCCGCAUCCUAAAGCUCACUAUCGUCUGGCACAAAUGGAGCUAUCAAGGCAUAAUACGGACAAGUGUUUGGAACAUUUGUUCAAAGGAAUAUAUCGCAGAAAAAAGAGAGAAAACUUAUUCUUUGAGAAUGUUGUGCUCAUAACAUCAAGUGACAUCGAUCGCUCCGGCUCGUUCACUUUCCAUUUCGACCGAUGGUUAAGAUUAACAGUUUCCAUGUGUGUUAAGAUCAAAGAUCUCGGAACUCUCAUGAACAUCUUGACUGCUGUAGCCAAUGAAAUAGGUUGUGAAGAAGAAGACAGAAUACCUUACACUUCUCAUACUUCGAUUUGCAACUACUGUAUCAAAGCGAUUGCAACUGUCAUAAAUAAAGAUCGCAUACAAUCGGUUAAAGCGGAUAUAUAUCGUUUGUGGAGUAUGUUGGAGAAACAUAAGAGAAAGUUGAUUAUCAUGCACACUCAGAAGGUUUUCGGAAAAAUAAUAGAAAAACAUUACGGGGAUAUAGAUAAAAUAGUAAAAGAUCCAAUGCUGUCUAUUGACAGUAAACGACGGCCGUACAAGAAACGGAAAAAUGUUGAUGAUACUGGUUGCAUGGUUCCUGCCAAACAAGGAUGUUCUAGUGCUACCGAGGGACAUGACGGCGGUGAAUCGAGCAUUCAAAGACCUAAGGAACCCGUAGUCAGGCCAGUCCAACCUCCUACUGCUGCAUCUUGUGCGCAGUUACAAGAAGCUUUGAUUUUCAUUAAAUUAGCAAUGGAAAGAGGUAUUCGAUUUUGA
Auanema sp. JU1783 is the source of this 4578-nucleotide messenger RNA. Lineage: Eukaryota; Metazoa; Nematoda; Chromadorea; Rhabditida; Rhabditidae. The record is from the annotation of a GenBank genome assembly.